AUGGAUCGCGUACUGACAGGUGUGAAGAUGUGGCAGGUGAUCGUGGUUGCGUGUCUUGUGGCUGGUGCGGAGAGCCUGUCCAUGUCUGACAAGGAGCAUAACACGUCUUCGUUCAUGAAAGAAGUAUCAACGUUCAGCGAAUACCUGAACUCAUUUCUUGAUAUGCUGUAUCCACUGCCCGAACGAUCCCACAACCACGUGGUCUCGGGAGUUCAGAAAAAGCUUUUGGAGGAUCUUUCAGAUCCUGCGACAACAUACGCAAUAUGGCAGGCUGCGAUGGAGGUGGCGCAGGAGCACACCGAUGCACCUUCAAAAAUCGAACCUCGCAGGCUUAUUCCAGACGCAAUCAUGUUUCUUAUGAAGGCGGCUGACGCGGAGAAAUCUGGGGCAACAGAAGUAGCGACAAGCCUGAGAAAUGAAGCCGCGAUAAACUUGCAUUUAGCCAUGAAGCAGAUGGAGCAGCUACUUGGACUCAACAGACCUGCCGGUGAUUGGCAAGCUUUAGCAGAUCAUGGAACGAUGAUGUGGAGAGGCAAGAAUAACGAAGUGGCUGGGCGCGCAGCAGCCAUGCUGGAUGACAUUGCGGGAAUGUAA
Neospora caninum is the source of this 594-nucleotide messenger RNA. RefSeq lists its product as hypothetical. The record is from RefSeq and is a predicted model, not a curated record. NCBI's taxonomy places the organism in Eukaryota, Apicomplexa, Conoidasida, Eucoccidiorida, Sarcocystidae. Bases 1 to 594 code for a protein of 197 amino acids. The transcript has 7 exons.